This is a messenger RNA of Tachysurus fulvidraco (yellow catfish), 1989 nucleotides long. RefSeq names its product carcinoembryonic antigen-related cell adhesion molecule 5-like. The record is from RefSeq and is a predicted model, not a curated record. Bases 206 to 1873 code for a protein of 555 amino acids. The transcript is spliced from 8 exons. NCBI's taxonomy places the organism in Eukaryota, Metazoa, Chordata, Actinopteri, Siluriformes, Bagridae.
ACAACAAAAAAAUAUAUAGGCUUUAAUGUAGUUAGAACUUAAAUCAUUAUUUGUCACAUCUAUAUUUAAGUUUAUUUCUUGUAUAUUUGGUUAUGUGAUUAAUCGUACAGCGUCUAUAUAUAAUUCAUCCCGAGGUGUUUAUCUUUAAUCUACAGCUCAGGUGUCCUCAGUGAAAGUGUCCUACAGCUGCUUGUCCUCUGGAGUCAUGAAAGUGAACUGUUCUGCUGAUGGAGACAACCUUCACUUCAGCUGGACUUCUGACUUUAACACACUCCCUCAACUGGAGAAAGGGACUAGCACUGUCACACUGGAACAAGACCAUCAAGGAAACAUCACCUGCCAUGUAGAAAAUCAUGUCAGCCGUGACCACGAUACUGCUGAACUCCACCAAUGUCCUGGUUCACUGUUUCAGGAUCAUGUCUGUACAUUUAAUCAGAUUAAACCGUGUUAUGUAGCUGUGGGACAACGACUGCACCUGCAAAUGCCCUGGGAGGAUGGGUUUGACCUAAAGACCACUAGUGUAAUUAUAAGAUAUAGAAAAACCCAAAGUUCCCCAGCAACACCACAUCUCCCAAGAUGGCAGUUUGUUAAUGAUAAUAAAACUAUGAUACUAACCAGUGCAGAAAGGAACGACUCUGGAACAUACACUUUAGUCACCUUUGAUGUAGACGGGAGAAGUAAAGGCAGUUAUACUCUCCAGGUGAACAUUGAAGCUCAGGUGUCCUCAAUGAAAGCGUCCUACAGCUGCUUGUCCUCUGGAGUCAUGAAAGUGAACUGUUCUGCUGAUGGAGACAACCUUCACUUCAGCUGGACUUCUGACUUUAACACACUCCCUCAACUGGAGAACGGGAACAGCACUGUCACACUGGAACAAGACCAACAAGGAAACAUCACCUGUCAUGUAGAAAAUCAUGUGAGCCGUGACCACGAUACUGCUGAACUCCACCAAUGUCCUGGUUCACUGUUUCAGGAUCAUGUUGUCUGUAGAUUUAAUCAGAUUAAACCAUCUUAUGUAGCUGUGGGACAACGACUGUACCUGCAAAUGCCGCUGGAGGAUGGGUUUGACCUACAGACCACUAGUUUCAAUUUAAAAUAUAGAAAAACCCAAAGUUCCCCAACACCAACACCACGUCUCCCAAGAUGGCAGUUUGUUAAUGAUAAUAAAACUAUGAUACUAACCAGUGUUGAGAGGAGUGACUCUGGAACAUACACUUUAAACAUCUUUGAUGGAGACGAGAGAAGUAAAGGCAGUUAUACUCUCCAGGUGAACAUUGAAGCUCAGGUGUCCUCAGUGAAAUUGUCCUACAGCUGCUUGUUCUUCAAAGUCAGGAAAGUGUUCUGUUCUGCUGAUGGAGACAACCUUCACUUCAGCUGGACUUCUGUGUCAAUCACUCGGUUGGAGGACGACAACAAAACUCUCGUACUGGAUAAAAUACAUAAUAAUAAUGUCACCUGUCAUGUAGAAAAUCACAUCAGUCGUGAGCACAAUUCCAUUAAACUCCCGACUUGUAUUGACCUCAUUCUAGUGAUCCUGAGCUCAGUUUGUCUGAUUCUCAUUGUACUAGCUGUCUUAGUGUUUUGUGUCUACAAGAAGAGACAAGGCCAAAGGAUCGAAGCCCCUUCUCAGGACAGCAUGCAGCUUGUGUACGCGGAGGUCACCCACUCAGCCAGGAACAGGACAGACACAAGACCCAGCACGUCCCCAGCGCAGUACGAGGGUGUGGAGUACGGCACGGUGGUCACAUCCAAUCAGAAGAAGAAAGAGGAUGAUGUGCAGUACGGAGAGCUGGUGUUUAACACUCCUGCACAAAAAAAGUGCAAGGUGCCCAAAGUACAAGAAGAUUGUGUGUACUCAGAGGUCAAGCGCAGUUAGUGAGUGACACAAUCUCAGCCUGUCUAAAGAUGCAUCAUUAACAUAGUUUUAUUUUUAUUUAGUAUUUUUUUUAUACAUAGGUUUGUUACUAUGAUCAUCCUGGUAGAGGACGUUGA